Molecule: messenger RNA, 3211 nt
Organism: Oryzias latipes (Japanese medaka)
Lineage: Eukaryota; Metazoa; Chordata; Actinopteri; Beloniformes; Adrianichthyidae
Product: protein Wnt-7b
Biological process (GO): neuron differentiation; canonical Wnt signaling pathway; positive regulation of JNK cascade
Cellular component (GO): extracellular region
Molecular function (GO): cytokine activity; frizzled binding
Source: RefSeq, a predicted model, not a curated record
CUGACCUGAUAUGCCCUUAAAGAAACAACACACCGUACCGCCAUUACACACAAUCGACUAUUCAUAGAAAGGAUUGCACUCAGCCUGAUAUUACCGUUUAGGAUUUCAAUCAAUCCAUUUUUUGUUUUUUUUGGGUGAUAUGAGAGCACGUCAGGGACAGUUAGAGGGAGCUCUCCUCUCCUCUGCAGAUUCCUCACCGGCUGUAUGGUCUAGCACUAGCAAGCUGCAGGGUAAAAUGUAAAAAAAAUAAAAUAAAAUAAAGCUAGAUAAUCGUAAAUUGGCUACGUGAAGAUGGGAGCUUCGCUCCAUUGUCCGAGAGCCACCUGCCAUUUCUAUUCCAUUUUCUCAACAACAAAAAAGCACAAUAACGUUCCUAUUUUGUUGCAAUCAUAACACUUUAUAAACAACUAUGAGGGUUAGUCUCACUCUCAGAAGAAGAAAAAAAAAGAAAAAAUAGCGGGACGUUUGCAGGAGCUGCAGCCAAAAGGUCACACUGACCUCGUCCGCAUUUAGGCUUCUGGCGCCCAUCUUCCCCUUUCCGGUUAGAGAGUUAAGAUGAACAAAAAAAAGAAGGACAAUCUCUUCAUGUUUCACAGCUAACACAAAUCUUUCUGGGGAAACUGAUGGCAAAAGCAGAAUCUUAAAUAACCGAGCAACCAGUCAAAGGCAAAAAGCUUAUAAAAUAUGCACACAAAGCAAGAAAUGCAUAACCAGAUGUGCAGGAUGUCAAAAAAAACUGCAGGAGCUACAAAAAAAAAAAAAGAAGAGUAAGAUAACCCGAUAAAAAGUGGUUUAAAUGUGUAUAUUUCAACUUUUGUCACUUUCCAGAGGUAAAACUAAUAUCACGGAGGAGACUUAAGUUUGACAUUAUAUUCAAAUUUUCCACAAAACAUAAAUAUUCUUAUUCUUGACGCAUGACAAACCAGCACAGGAUGGCUCGAUGUGAUUUAUGUUAGGAAGAUACAAAAUUUAUCAAUUUAUUUAUGGUAGUCACAAGCUAGAAGGUAGCCACUGACCCCCAUUUUUUCCCCAUCAUCUUUAGUGUGAUUGCACGUGCAACUUAAAACAUUGAAAUAUAGGCUCUAUAUUUAAAAACAAAAUCCUGGAAGCAUUAGUGAUUUCUCUUGAUGUAUGAAGUCACGUUUGUCCAGCUAUAAGUAGAUUUUAUGACAUUAAUUCUGAAAAAAUGUCAGCAAAACUUUUUUUUUUUAUUUUGAAAGGAAACAUCAAGACACAUCAAGAAGGAAGCCGCACAGCUGUGCUACAUGUCCACGCGCCUCAUACUACACCGAGCUCACGGCGCUAAUCAAACGCAAAUUUAAUAAAAAAAAAUUAAGUAUGAAAACAAAUAACACUAAGUGGUCUUUUUGAAGCACGGAUGUCGGUCUGACCUGCUCGGUGUCUGUCUCCGUUUCGCAUCGGGGACAACAAGGCGAAGAUUAUUCGUCUCCGAAAGGAGAAAGUAGGGCACGAAGAGGCGACCUCUUUUCGCUCACGCCGAGACGGAGAACAGAUAGCGGGGUCAACAGGUUAUGUUCAUCCGCAGACAUUUGACCAGUCACUUUAAAUGAAGUGUCUCUAAAAAUAUAAAUUCCUACACGAACCAAAGAGUCGCUAUUUGUGGGGCGACAGUGCACGCGCGUGGCUUAAUACGACAACAACACUUUUUUUCCCCCAAACAGCCGUUAGCGUGUUUUAAACUACUGACGCAGUUAUAAAAGCUCCAAAUUCAUCCGCACAGAAUAAAAGACUAAAUGUGAAUACGCACCAACAACGUAUCAAGUUCAAGUUUCUUCCUCCCAGUGAGUCCUAGUCGCCUGCUAGCUUUAUAUUUCCAACCGCGAGACGUCGGCUCCUUUCCGCUUGUAGCGCCAAACAAAAUUAUUUUUAACAAAAGUAGUCAUUUGUCUGUCAAUUAGAAAGGACGUCAUGUCAAACUUGUCGAAAGAGGAUGUGGGAGAGCGGCUCUGUAGCGACGUGUCUCCGCGCUUCCUUCACCGGCCAUGUCGCUCGGUUCACUGGGGGCAUUCAGGCUGCAGACUGCGCCGCCGCCGCCGAGGAGCCAGAUGCGGCGAGUUCAGCUGAGGGCGUUGUCGUCUGUGGUGGCCCUGGGCGCCAACAUCAUCUGCAACAAGAUACCUGGACUGGCCCCCCGGCAAAGAGCCCUUUGCCAGAGCCGGCCAGAUGCCAUCAUCAUCAUUGGCGAAGGCGCGCAGUCAGGCAUCAACGAGUGCCAGUACCAGUUCCGCUACGCCCGUUGGAACUGUUCAGCCCUGGGGGAGAGGACCGUCUUCGGACAAGAGUUGAGAGUAGGCAGCAGGGAGGCAGCCUUCACCUACGCCAUCACCGCGGCCGGAGUUGCCCACGCCGUGACCGCGGCGUGCAGCCAGGGCAACCUGAGCCAGUGUGGCUGCGAUCGCGACAAGCAGGGCUACCACAACCGCGAGGAAGGCUGGAAAUGGGGCGGCUGCUCGGCCGACGUCAAGUACGGCGUGGAGUUUUCCCGCCGCUUUGUGGACGCCCGCGAAAUCAAGAAGAAUGCCCGCCGGCUAAUGAAUCUACACAACAAUGAGGCAGGUCGAAAGAUCCUACAGGAGAGGACGAAGCUGGAGUGCAAGUGUCACGGCGUGUCUGGUUCCUGCACCACCAGGACCUGCUGGAUCACCCUGCCCAAGCUGAGGGAGAUCGGCUACCUCCUGAAGGAGCGCUACAGCGAGGCGGUCCAGGUGGAGCCGGUCCGGGCCUCUCGGCUCCGCCAGCCUUCCUUCCUGCGCCUCAAAGGGGCUAGGGGCUACCAGAAGCCCAGAGACACAGACCUGGUCUACCUGGAGCGCUCUCCCAACUACUGUGAGGAGGACGCGGCCACGGGGAGCACGGGGACAAGAGGCCGACUGUGCAACGGCACCUCCACCCUCACGGGCGGCUGCGGCGUGAUGUGCUGCGGGCGGGGCUACAACACGCACCACUACACGCGGGUCCGCCAGUGCAACUGCAAGUUCCACUGGUGCUGCGUCGUCAAGUGCAGCACGUGCAGCGAGAAGUCGGAGGUUUUCACGUGCAAAUAGCGAGUCUGCCGAAAGACCUGCCGGCUUUUAUCACACGUUUGUACGUUUACACAUCGAUCGGGAACUAUGAAGGAAAACGGGACCAUGGAGCGACUAAAAACUAAAAAAAACAGAUCAAGAUGUUCUAAGAUUGAUACAGAAAUAUG